GUCACCCUAACAUGGCUGUCCUAACAUGAGCUAAACAAAGACAAGGACAACAUCAGUAGGCAUGCUAACAUGGACAGGGGAACCCCUACACAAAGAACUACAGGCCAACAUCCAUCUGCUUCCAACUCCGCCCUUUAUCAUUACAUCCAGAGGACACAUCCUACCUCUGAGUCACCACACUAGCAGACCCAGGGAUCACGACAAAAAGAGUACCAGUCUCUCCUGUGGGUACAGCUAAGACAUCAGCAUGUCACAAGACUUAGGAGACCUCAAGGAUCUGAUGCCCACUGAAAGGAAGUCUGUCUGGAGGACGGCUGAGGAAAGGCGGAUGUCUGACCUCACCCGGGUGCUGGAGUGGCUGGAAAGGAGGCAGGGCAAGAAGAAGCGUGCCCUCCAGAAAAAGAUCGAAGAGGCGAACCGUGCAGAAGAGAAGGCAGGGAAGAAAGGCCCAGGGGCUAAGAAGAAGGACAAAGAGGGCCGCAAGGUGACCUUCAACAAGGAUGCUCAGCAUAAUUUCUCUCCUGGCUCCAAGAAUCAAGAUCCAAAUGCCAUCAAGAAGCUCCCUGCCGGUUACCAGAGGGGGUAUGUAACAGAUGUAAAGGGCAAGCGUCUGAACAUGAUGUCCACCGCCUUCAGCAGGGAUGGCCUUAAGAAGUCUGGCCUAUCUGGAUCCAGAAGAGGAUCAGAGAACAGAGGAUCGGACUUAGACAUCAAAGAUGUCAUAGCCCUAGAAAACAACACUCGCGUAAGCCCGUACCGCAGACAAAGCUCUGUUGACCCUGUGCUUCAGGACGCUAUGUUCGGCACACGGAGGGUAGGUCUGCUGAGAGACUGGCCAAGCAAGGCUCCUGACGAUCGCAAGCUGAAGAGCCUCAUGGAGAAGGGCACAGAGCCCAAGAUAGAGUCAGCCAAGAUGCUGAAGCCGGAGGAGGUGCUGAGCUGCCGGUACCUGCGUUUGUCCAAGAACAACAUCAAGACCUUGAUCAAGCUGUGCAAGGAUGCAGGGAUGGAUGUGGAAAUCCACCCACACAUGAUAGAGGCCGAGAUAGACGCCAAGAAGAUAUUCGAACAUCGUAACAGCACAGCACUGUAGUAGUGCUGCCCCCUGGAGGCUCCUCCCAUGCGGUCUGAGCACCCUGAGGAUUGGCUUCCCUAAACUGCACGGGUUGAAC
Peromyscus eremicus (cactus mouse) is the source of this 1172-nucleotide messenger RNA. RefSeq names its product chromosome 5 C16orf78 homolog (gene C5H16orf78). The transcript is spliced from 7 exons. The coding region runs from base 248 to 1093 and encodes 281 amino acids. NCBI's taxonomy places the organism in Eukaryota, Metazoa, Chordata, Mammalia, Rodentia, Cricetidae. The record is from RefSeq and is a predicted model, not a curated record.